GCACUACUUCCCCAGUUGGCUUCGGCGGAGGAGUACAAGACGGAAUAGCUCACCGGAAGUGCUGUGCUAAUGCCCUCGGGAGAUCGGCCUGGGCUGCUGGGUGACCCGGGCUGUCAAACCCACCCACCCGAGAUCCCCUUAGCGGGAUCUGGCCGGUGGAGAAUAGUAUCUAGAGCCCGCAAACGGCCGCCUCGGCACGUGUUGCGAAAGGAAGUGCUCCCUUGGUGACCAAUCAGCAGCGAGAAGCCGUUUUAACGUCCCUCCCUCUUCCACCCCUCCACGGCACUUUCGUUAGGUUCUUCCUUCUGUCACCGCUGGGUUUGCGCCGUGAGGCCCUCCCAGGACACCGUCCCGCGCGCGCCCGGCUGGGAGUCCGGCGAGGACCUGCCUCCGCGACAUGGCCUGCUCAGAGGCUGAGUGGGUAACCAUUGCCAAUAAUCUUCUUUUGCAAUGUCACAUACACCUGAGGAUUCGAGAACUAGAAGACUGUGAUGCUAAUGUUUUUAUUGCUCUUUAUCAGUCUGUUUUGGGAGAAAAGGUACCAGACCUCAUAGCUAUUCCCAGGAGUCAAGAGGAUGAAGCUCACAAUGUACAAGCAGUAAUUGAUUCAUUGGCUUUGGAUUAUCUGCAGGUCAGCUUGUCUCACAUAACAGGAGAAAAUAUAGUGAAAGGAGAUAAAGAAUCUAUUAAGAAUCUCCUAGAAAUAUUUGAUGGGUUACUGGAGUAUCUUACAGAACACAUCAGUGAAACAUCUCACGAGAAAAGUGAAACUGGACAGGGUUCUAAAGGAUCCCAUCGAGGAGACCCUUUGGAAGAGCGAGAAAGUACUAAAGAAUCCAGAUCAUCAUGGAAAAGAGUUUCUUUUGAGAGGUGCUCCUCGUCAUCUGAUGCAUUGGGCCCCUCUUGGGGUGGAGAUGAAGCAGAAUCCACUGGUGAAAUAAUUAGACUUGGAGACACAGCACACACCUUUUCUCUAAGAAGUAAUGUUCCCUGUCCAGGGAUCGAACCCGCACCCCCUGCAUUGGAAGCACAGAGUCUCAACUGCUGGACCAUCAGGGAAGUCCCUAAAGGUGCCCAAGGUCCUAAUGAAAUGCAGUCUAAAAAAGCCUCAACCCUACCAUGUUCUGACUCACAUGAAGAAGUGCUGAACACUCCCUCAUCUAGUUUUUUGUCCAAGAGUGGGACAUCCUUUGUUGAAGACACAGAAAUUCCUUCUGUGGAUAUGAUUCCAAAUGCUAGGAAGUUAGGGGAGCCUAUCCGGUCAGCUAUUCCUUUACAUCCACCUUACCAUCCUUCAGAGCCUCGAGCUCCCUGCCCCAUGGGAAAAGAAUACUUGCGUUCAAGUCACUGCUCCCAUACCAUGAAUUCUACUGGAGAAGGCACAGCAUUUUCUGUGGAACCCGAUAAUAGAGUUUUCUUAACUUCCAAGUUGUCUAAAGAUGGCAAACAGGAAAUGUAUCCAGUUCAGGUCCAAGGCCCUAGGACAAGGAAGCUUCGCAAAGGAAAAAGAUAUGAAAACAGAGCUGCAGUCUCAUCCUGGGAUUCACCUUUCUCCCAGAGGGCAGGAAAGAGGUUAACAGAACAAGAAUUACAUGCAGUAUCAGAGAAACUAUCUCAGCGCCUCUCUGAACUAGAUUGGAUGUUAAAAAGUGCCCUGGGUGAUCGAAUUAAAGAAAAGACCGGCUUUGAAGAGGAGGAUAUUGGAAAUGAAGAGGUGGAAAGUGGAAAUGAUGAGACACUGUCUCAGCAUAGUGACAGCAUCGUGGAGUAUGGGCCGAAGAAGCAAAGGCCAGGACUUGCCAUGCAUAGAAAGCCACCCUCCAGAUCUCAUUCACUUUCUCCAUCUCCAAUUAACAAAAACAAACAGUUCCAUAUGGAGAGAAAAAGGCAGCGAAAGCCAAAAGAAACAGAUAUCCGCCGAUUUCAAGCAAAGGCAAUAACUGAAGCAUUUGAAAAGGAACUAAGAAGAAAUAAAGUUCAAGAGAAUAUUGGACCUCUAGGAAUAAAUGACAAGGAGGAAACAGAAAAAAUAUACAGAGAAACUGUUCAUAAAGGAACUCCAAAACGUAGUCAGCCCUGGAAGAUUUACUCUAGAAAAACCACAACUCCAGGUCCAAGAGGUGGCUUGCCAAAGCCAAAUAAAGCAGUUCCAAUGGAAGUGAAUGAACACAGUCUCCUGCCCCUGAUGCUGGAGCAGUUUCCAUUUCUCUAUGUUUCUGGUCAAACACUAAGCAAAAUGUGGAAACAGCAAAUUGCACAGGUUGAACAGCUCAGAAAAGAUGCAUAUAGAGAAAAUCGAUCAAAGAAGAAACUCCAGGAUGAAAUAGAAGAAGCCUUGAGAAGGCACGACCUCCUUACUGUGCUUAUCAAGAAAGAAUAUGAACAUAACAAGAGACUGCAAGACUUCAAGGACCGCAUUCAUAGGCAGAAGUUGACCCAAUCAAAGAUAAAAGAAAAUCGGCAGCAGAUUGUUCGUGCCCGAAAAUAUUAUGAUGAUUAUAGAGUUCAGCUGCGCUCAAAAAUGAUGAGAAUGAGGACCCGGGAAGAAAUGAUAUUUAAGAAACUGUUUGAAGAAGGUUUACAAAUUCAAAAGCAAAGAUUACGAGACCUAAGAAACUAUGCCAGAGAAAAGCGAGAUGAACAAAAGAGACAGCACCAAAAUGAAUUGGACUCAAUGGAGAACUACUAUAAAGACCAGUUUUCAUUGCUGGCAGAAGCCAUAUCACAGGAACGUCAAGAGCUCAAAGCCAGAGAGAAAUCCCAGGCCCAGAUGUUGUAUAAGGUGAAGAGGGAACUGAGAUCUAAGAUGGAGAAGGAAAUUCAACAGCUGCAGUACAUGAUAACACAGAACGACGAUGAUGCUUUCUUCCGGGAACUGGAAGCUGAGCGCUUUGAAUCUCGGCUUCAUCUGGCUUCCUUUCAGUAUAGUAAAAAUCCCUUCCUGUGAGGCCAGACUUCCUAAGUGUGGACUUUACUGGCUCAAUUCUAGCUCUGCCCUGGUAAACAAUCUAACCCAGAAGAAUCAUUUCUAAAUAACUUAUCUAUAUACUGACUCUAAUACUUUUUAUGAAAUAACUUUGAAAAUAAAAAUUGUUUUCUUAGUUUA
This is a messenger RNA of Balaenoptera acutorostrata (minke whale), 3106 nucleotides long. RefSeq names its product centrosomal protein 95 (gene CEP95). The transcript has 21 exons. Gene Ontology annotation, cellular component: spindle pole; centrosome. Lineage: Eukaryota; Metazoa; Chordata; Mammalia; Artiodactyla; Balaenopteridae. The record is from RefSeq and is a predicted model, not a curated record. Bases 398 to 2947 code for a protein of 849 amino acids.